GUUUCUCAAAAAUGGCAUCAAUUCAUACGUCCGACGACGAGUCAAGAGUGGAAAAUUUAGCUAACAAAUCAGUAAAAAUUGCAUUUUAAUUGCACCAAACGGAUCGACAUUGUUUGAAUAUCAUGCAAACACUGACUGAGAGUGAAAACAAAUCGAUUUACUCAAAGGCUGUAACCUUGCGGGCGUGGAAUUUGUGUAAUUCUGAGUUCCGAAUUUAAACUAUCGAAGACGAGAAAUCCCAUUGCUGCGAAAGUGUGUGCGAGUGCGAGUGGUAAAGCUGCGAAAGAAGACAAGUAGGCAGCAGAAACACGUACUCGGCAGGCUGCCUGAAAGUGUUGCUUGUUCAAUGCGGGGGUAGAGGAAGCGAAUUGAUCCGGUGGAGUGUGUAUGAAGGAAGGCGUAAAAACGGAGGAUUUUUAUCGAUCGUUCGCGUUUUGUUUUUCUGUUUUUACCUUACGGAAAGGCCAGUGCAGCAGCACCUGUCAGAUUAGCUAGGCUGGUCUGAGUGGCUGCUCGGGUCCGGAAGCUAAUAAUAUCGGAAAGAUUCCCGGAGCAAAGUUGAGUGUGUGCGACAGAACUAACGCGAGUGUAAACAUUCCUUGUAUAGCAGGUUGUGGGGAAAGACGGUGGGAUCGCCGCCGAGAAAUGUCAAAAUAGAGCCGCCGCGGUGAGAAUCGGUCGAUCGUGCGAAGGGAGCGUUAUUUUCGGUGUGUAUGCAAAUUGUGUCAUGUAGCCGUACACAGUGGCAGAGCAUGUGCUUUGAAAAAUUGAAUAAAAUUUGUCUUGUUAAACUCGUUGCUUGAAAGGAAGUGUACAACAGUUAAUUGUCGGCUAAAAAUCUCGACUUUUCUGCGGAACACUCUGUUCCGGACACCGGUUCACCAGGUAUCGAACGAUACGGUACGAAGGAAGUUUGUAUGCGAAAGCGUAUAGACCCGACGAAUCUCGCUGGCUUAGAGGUACUUAACAACCGGCCCACUUGGCCUAUCCGCUUCCAAUCAACCACGCAUCCAUCCAGCCAUCCAUCCAUUCUUUGCGGCAAACUGCAGUGGCCAUUACCUGACCACAGAAACAGAAACAGCCGGUACAAGCCCAACUAUUACUACUACAACACCAAUCACGCUGACAGAAAGCAUCGCCAUCUUCACCCAGUCACCGCAUCAGAGGUGAAUGGUUUCAUCACGUCACCCACUGACCGAUUAGCUAGCUAAAUAGGCUCACUACAUUCAGGAUCUUUGGCGCGCAACAACUAACUACAGAAAAAAAAACACAUCCAGUUUAUCAAAAAAGGCCGUUACUGAUCCGUCAAUAACAUCCGAGAAGUGCUGCAGAAAAUAAAAUCGAUACUGUGAUUUACUUCGUCUGUAUUUAAUUUUCUGUGUUAAUCUAUUACUGUGUUUUGUUUACUGUGUGAUAUGUUCUACUAGAUAGUGUUGCAAAUAGUGCGAAAAAAGAUUCCAGCAAGUGAGCAUUCUAUACGUAGCAAACUUAGGUGGGGGAGCAAGUGUUCAAACGCAACUGAAAAUUAGUUCCCCACGAAAAAUCGAAAGCGACCUGUGAAGGUCGGCGGUACCUAACCGGUUAAAAGUGACCAAUUGACCGCGACUGGUCCACCGCUAAAAACAUACGGUGCCCACGGUUGUGUGCGGUCGCUGCUGCUAGGGUGCGUGCGUGCGUGUCCUGUUUACAAGGUGACGGCCGGAAGCGACAAGAUGGACAGUCCCGGCGCUGUUGGAAGGCGUCGUGGAAACUCACGCAUCAAUGCCGAAGAUCAAGCGCUCGACCAGAUCGCCAAAGAGGCGGAGGCUCGACUGGCAGCUCGACGACAAGCACGUGCUGAAGCGCGCGAAAUCCGUAUGCGCGAGCUGGAGAGGCAGCAAAAGGAGCUGGAACAAAAUGCCGACCGAGUGUUCGACCUGCAGCAACAGUCUGCCGGCUUGUCGACGCCGGACUCGUCGCUGGGGUCUCGGUCCGCUCGACUGGCCGCCGGAAGCCCUGCGGUGCGGGGAAGUUCGCUAUCAUCCCGAAGAAGCAGCGAGGAUUCCCUGGAAGAAGAAGGCCGAAGUUUGCGGGAUCUGCGACAUGAGCUGAAGGACGUGGAAGAACGGUUCCGUAAAGCCAUGGUUGCUAACGCACAGUUGGACAACGAACGUGCCUCGCAGAGCUACCAAAUUCAGCUACUGAAGGAUAAGCUGGAGGAAAUGGAAGAAUCGCACGCACAGCUGCAGCGGGAGUACAAGGAAAAAUGCCGGGAUCACGAUGCCUUGAAGCGUGCUAAUGACAAACUGUCCGAAGAGCUGAAGUUGACUCAAGGUCAGCUGCAGGAACGAGACACGCUGAUCGAGGAACAGGGAAUGGUAAUCGUGACGGUUGAAAACGAAGACGGUUCCGACGCAAGACGUGCACUAGUCACAGUGGAGAACGCACAACUGCUAGGAUCCGUGCAAGGCUCGUUAGAUGUAAGACUUAAGAAAUUCUCCGAGGAAAAACAUGAACUGCAAAACGAAGUGCAAACGCUGCAACAGCAGCUGAAAGACGUCAAGACCAAGGGCAGAAAGUACGGUUCCAUCAACGGAGCGUUGGACGACGACGAUUACGAGGAUGCACAAAGAGAAGCGAAUAAGCUAAUAACUGACUAUAAAUACAAGCUGCAGAAAGCGGAGCAGGAAAUUGCCAACCUGCAGGCCAGUUUGGCUCGGUCCGAGACGCAGGUGAUCCGAUACAGGAGUACCGCGGAGGCGGCAGAAAAAGCUGAGAGUGAUCUUAAAAUCGAAAGGAGAAAACUUCAGCGGGAGAACCGUGAAGCAAUGGACCGUCUGGAAGAGCUGGAAACCUGCAACAACCAUCUGCUGAAACGACUCGAUAAACUGAAGAACGCAAAAAGUGCCCUUCUGAAGGACCUCUGAUAGGUUUCGCGGUUUCGAUUUUGUUUCCUCUUUUUUUUUUUUGGUUUGUUUUGAACGAACGAUCCAAACUUCGGUUGACAAACUUCCAUUGCCUAAAGUAUAGGUACCUAUUAUUGCACCAAGUAAGCUCGCUUUUUUCGCAGUUGUUAUCACAGGAUAAAUUACGGAUUUUUUAGAAACUUGUAUUUAUUGUGGAAAUUCAUCAUUUUCAAAAACACCAGGUCCAUUGGUUUGUUUUGUAUGGCUUACUAUCAUAAACAGCUAGUGUUCACAAAACAUUGCGCUUCAAACUGUAAUGUAAAAUCACUAUACGCUACCAGCUUUACGCAUAUGUGUAAUAUAGAACUGUAUAAUAACACAAAAAGUUAUUAUUGAUCUUUGUUUGUGGACUACCCUUAGAACCUUACCAGUUAUGUAUAGUAAAUAAAAUCGAUUGAAUGAAAAGUAUAGGUCUUUGUUUGCAGUAAUAAAUUAAACUUAUUAUCUAUGUAUUUAACAAACAGACUAGUGUAAAUUGAUACCGCAGAGAUUAGGCACUAUUAGGGCAAACGAUGAAAAAAAACUGUGUAUAUCUUAAAUGAAUAGGUAUAUUGCGAACAACAGGCAACAUUUUAAAUACUUAAUUUAUUUAAACAUAGCUGUUAAAAACAAGUCACGUUUCAUCGAGCAAAAACAAAACGUAGUUCUAGAGGAAUGCCAACAUAAAAAAUAGCUAUAGAGAAAAUACGCGUUUUGGGGCAACAAAGAAAAAAGGCAACUUUAAACGGGAAGAAUCACUUGCCUAAAUCAAAGACGUGUGACAAUGCCCGUCACACUGCGGGGCUAACCGCUAUUCCGUACAGAAAGCAGAGUAGAAGAGCUCAGUGAGAAUAUUGAUAUGAAGACAAACAAGGUAAGUUAAUAUUCUAGUUAGAAUGGUCAGACAUAACGAAGUCGUUUUUUUCUGUUGUUGACACGCUCAUUAAUCAUACGUUUUUUGGUUCCUGUAACAAUGUCUUUCCCAACAUAAUAUCGCCUUCCUAAUUUGUUGACUAUUUUGUAAAUAUAGACAAAUCAGAAAAAUUACCAUUUGCAUACCAUAUACCAUCAUCGCUCCCGUGAACGGGUGUUUGGUUGCUCCCGCGCAGUCCAAUACUCGGAGUUUGCUUGAAACCUUUUACAUACUCUUAAACUGCCAUAUUUUCGCUGCUUUUUUGUUUUGUUUCUUCAAUAUGGCGGACGUUUUCUCCUUUGACGCCAUUUUUUGCGAGUAUAUAUAGAGAAAUAAUUUGUACAUUUCCAAUCGGAAUCAGAUUUCCUUCCUGUAAAAUUAUGUAAUACAAACAAAUGUGACACCACACAAGACCGCUACUUUCUAUUGAGUUAGAGCGUGCGACGAGAGCACAUCAGGUUAAAAGAACGAAUUUUUGAUAGCGAAAACCAAUUGUUAGAAACCACACGAUGGCAGCAGCACACUACUACCAUAAGCAGUGUUAAAAAUCAUAAAUAUAUGAAUACCGGUACCGAGUUCUAGCAUUCUUCCCUUGAAGGUCUGGAAGAAAAAAAUGUGUGUAACGAAAUUGAUGGUAUAAAUAGAUUACAUUUAUACUCCGAACCGAACCGAAGUGAAAUACAACAAGUUUCUGUUAGGUAUCAAAGGACACAUGUGUAGUAACAAGAUAGAAGACCCCCGUGGGUCUAAUGCAGAGAAAUAUACA
This is a messenger RNA of Sabethes cyaneus, 4603 nucleotides long. RefSeq names its product leucine-rich repeat flightless-interacting protein 2. The record is from RefSeq and is a predicted model, not a curated record. The coding region runs from base 1713 to 2906 and encodes 397 amino acids. The transcript is spliced from 8 exons. Gene Ontology annotation, biological process: regulation of DNA-templated transcription. Lineage: Eukaryota; Metazoa; Arthropoda; Insecta; Diptera; Culicidae.